GUGUUAACCCCAGAGAUGAGCUCAACAAAACAUAUAGUUUAAAUGUGACUCACAGUUCCUUCUACACAAAGGCCUCAGACAAAAAGUUCUAUAUUGGGUUGAAAUCCUCAUACUGGUUCUGAGAUCCAGUGGUUGACCACAUCAUCCCAUUCACGCACAGGAAGCCUUGGUCUUCAUACAGCUACAUGUACCGCAUAUAAAAGUGCGUGGUCGUGUUGUGGUGACAAAUCCAAUGUGCAGCCUUCCGUUGUAGCUUUGGAUGUCAGCGAGUCACUAAUCUCUGAGUGGAGGGAGAUUCUUACAAACUAAUCUGUAGCUUCUGUCUGCCCACUUGUCUUCAUGAAAUCUUUAAUCCUCCCGUGAAUGGACACGGGGCGUAAACACAAGGCUACCCUUGGUCAUGAGAGCUGGAGACGUGUUCUUGACCUGUCACUGCUGUGCUCAGCUCAUUCUGAUCCUUCCACCAACCAAUUCACUUACUCUAGAGGCUCUGCUUGUUUGUUGCCGGGGGAUACGCUUGUUGGUUAGCACAAUGUCUGAGCACAUGCAGCUUGCUGUGGCUUUGUGCAGGAUUGGGCUUUACACGUGUUUCCGGGCACUGUGCUGUAAAGGACCUCCACCACCAAGACCUGAGUAUGACGUGGUGUGCAUUGGGCUGACAGGAGCUGGAAAGACCAGCCUGCUCUCGCGCCUCUGCAGUGAGAGCAGUGACAAUGUCGGUCCGACGACAGGUUUCAGCAUCAAAGCAGUGCCAUUUCCAAAUGCCAUCUUGAAUGUAAAAGAACUUGGAGGAGCCGACAACAUCAAGAAAUAUUGGAGCCGUUACUACCAGGGGUCACAAGGUGUAAUCUUCGUGUUGGACAGUGCGUCAUCAGAUGAAGACCUUGAGGCUGCACGGAACGAGCUUCACUCUGCCCUCCAGCACCCACAGCUCUGUACACUGCCGUUCCUCAUUCUCGCAAACCACCAGGACAAGCCUGCUGCUAGGACGCCCAGCCAGCAUUUAGCAGAUUUCCAGCCAUAAAGGGGAACAAAGAAUUGGGAUUGAGAAGGAAAGAUAUGACCUGAAGCCACAAAAGUCUGCAGCUGGACCCUAGUCAUGGUGUUGGAUAUGACGCGCACCAUAAUCAAUGGAACUAUUUCAAACCAAACUAUUUCACUCCCUUUAGUGAAUUAUUUCAAUUACUGCUAUCAAAGUUGUUUUUUGCGUUGUUUACGACUUGACAACAAAGGCAGGAACCUGAUGUUAGUUUAACCUAUGGCUGAUCACAAAUAUUUUAUUCAGUAAAAUCCAUUAAACGAUUACAUUACAGGGCAUGUCAUGUAAAAAAGAAAAAAGAAAUCAGAAAAAUAUUUUUGACUGGCUGGUGUUUUGGAAGAUUGAAAAAGGAAAAAUGCAUAUUGGAUUCAUCUGAUCCUGAAAGAAAAUCUGUUUUUUUUUUUUCCCCUAACGUCUCAAAGAUCAUUCAGCAGAUUAAAUCAAAUUAAACCUUGAACCUAUUGUGAUUAAACAGACUUUUUAUUUAAAUAAAGAUACAAACCUGUGGCAUUACAACUGUUAUUGUCUUCAAAUAGGUUGAGGGCCCUUUAUUUACUGACCAGUGUGCUGUUUCAUUUGACACCUCUGUCUCUCGCUCACUGUUUGUGGUGCAGUGUUUGUUUUUUCACGGGCUUCCCAAAUGUUCCUCUCUUGGGGACCUCCAGGUUCUAAUGCCUUUAAAGCUCCUUAACUAAGCUGGAAAAGCAAACAGAGUCAUAUCUAUUAUAUGGUAAGUAGAUCUCCCAUUACCAAGCCAUUCCGACACAGUUGCCGGCGCAGGUCACUUUUGAAGUGACUGAUACCUUCAUAGGGGCCAACGUGUCAGGAAAGUGUAAUGGAUUGUCUUGGAUAUUUGAGUAUGCCACUUUCUCUAGUUCAGAGAUCCCUUUAAUGCGUCCCUUUUCAGGUAUGUAGCAAAACCAUGUGGUCGGGGUUUCACACAUGACAGUUGGUCUGUUUACAUGACCUCUGAGGAAAGUUGAAGAAACUUUUUUUUUUUUUUUUUUUUUUUUUAAACAUUGAAUUGAGUUCUCAUAGUCAGACUAACACAUCUUUAUAAUGUAAGGUCACGCCUACACUUCUUACACACGCUGCCUUUGGACCCCAAAGGGUGUAAAGUUGUUGGCACAGUCUAGUAGUGUCUUUUGGAAGUAAUGUAAGGGAAUAGUUGUGGACUAUGCUUGACCUGGUCAGCCAGGACAAAGCGCUUAUUUACGUACAAUAACGCUUGCCCACUACCAGCAGGCUCUGGGUUUGAUGUCACCAAAUCCCAGGUUGGUUUGCGUCAAGGGAAACAUUUGCUGUGGUCAUUUCAUCCUUAGAGCUUUAAAAGUAUAUAACUAUUCUGUUGUUGUAGUUGUGAUUCUCAAAGACAUUUCACCACCAAAUUUCACAUUUCACCACGAAAAGGCCUCUUUGAUUGAACCUGACGGAUAAAACUAGUUAGCCUCAGUGGUUGGAAUACCAGAUUUUGUUUUUGUUUACCAAUUCUUUUCACAAUCUUUACA
Molecule: messenger RNA, 2547 nt
Organism: Cynoglossus semilaevis (tongue sole)
Lineage: Eukaryota; Metazoa; Chordata; Actinopteri; Pleuronectiformes; Cynoglossidae
Gene: arl15a
Product: ADP-ribosylation factor-like 15a
Exons: 5
Coding region: 401-1024 (207 amino acids)
Molecular function (GO): GTPase activity; GTP binding
Source: RefSeq, a predicted model, not a curated record